AUGUCUGAACCGAACAAAAAGAUACUCGAGCCUCAGAAAAGGUACAAUCCUCUUAUUAGACCAACUGAUGAGGAUUGGGAUACCAUUCAUGGUCACUUCAAGGGUCUGCUCAGCUUGCCCACCACGCGCAUGGGACAAGUCUUGGAGGAUUACUUUACAUCUCAUGAGCGGAAGCUUUUCAUGCCAGCUACGGAGCCUCGAAGUUUGAGAGAUUGUCAAGAAGACAGCGCCCGACGAUACCAAAGCUUGAUUAGCAACAGAUUCAAAAAAUGCCACCCCUCACUCGCAAUGAAAUUCACGAUGCUCUACUUCGGUCUGCCUGUCGAACCAGUUUUAUCAGAGCUGACGCGCUUUAUGAAGCCAGACUUUGAUGUGGACGACUGGGAUGAACUCUGCACUGCCGAAGUCCGCCCUCCGCUGCACUUUCUGACAGCCCACGACCAGAGAAAUUUUGGAUACGACUACAUGAGAGGAAAAGAGGAGCAAUACAGCACCAUCCCUGUGGCAGCUUCUCAAAUGCCAGACGCCACUGGCGAAGGACUAAGCCUUCGAGGAGGGGGCGACGAUGACGAUGCGUUUAUGGCAGAUGUGGACUAUCCGCCAGACAACGGUGUAGACAAAAGCUUUGGUCCAGUACAGACUGGCAUUGUUUUGGAAAACGAAGACGACGAUUCCUUGGGUGGCGGUCCCAGCAGUGAGCAAUCGGCAGUGGCCUCUGAGACCGGGCAACCUUCACCAGAAUCGGACAAAGCACAUGGUUGGGUUCCCCUGUUUGGAUUCCAAGGCAGAAUCAUGUUUGAUACGGACGACAUGUCCACAUUUCAGGAGGCUGCGAGAAAGCUCUUGUCCCUGCGCCAACAUGAGCAAAGCGAUAUCGUCCUCGUUGAAUUUGAUCUCAAGACGGCGAAAGUCCUGCGGCAGUUCGAUGAUAACAUUCCUCUCAACCCUGUCAGUGAUCUUGCGGAACACCUGGGCCAGGCAACCAAGUCCGCAUCCAGCUCGGCCUGGUUCGUGCUUCGUAGAGGCGAAGAAAUUCCCUCAGAAUGGGAGCCUCCGAAGUUAUUCUUCUUAACCACGCUCAUCAAGUUGACCCAUGUUGACGACGACGGGCGAGAAAACCUCUCGUAUCUCAAAGUGCCCGAUGGCAAAAGCUUCUUUGGCCCCAAGCAACCAGGCUACAUUUACCCUGCCAAUAAACCCUGGGGUUCCAAUCAAUACAUGCCCUUUAUCACGACGGCGCAAGAAGUGCUGGUGGGAAGACCGGAUCAGCCAGGAGGAAGCCACUGUGAUCUUGUCAUUUCACGUGAUGAUGAAGAACCAGAAGGAUCAUCACCACCGUGUUAUGGUGGUCUGGAGAUUCAUCGUGAACUCUGGGACAGCAUGCAUCCUCUUAUCAGCAAGGGUCAAGCUUUCAGGGUCAAAACUCGCCCCUUGGCCAACGAUACCGUUGUGUUCUACCUACCAGGAAACUCGAACGACGCUAGAACUCUCAAGAACCGAGAGUGCCUUCGACGAACAGGCUCUGGAGACCCCUAUCCAGAUGCCCUGCAAAAGGUUGGCCUAAUGACGAAAAGUGUCAUAAUGCCCAUGGAGGCCUCUCACUACCUGAUUUGGCGCGGAGUCGACUAUUUCAACCCAUUGAUCAGUCACCCUGUUGGAGCCUACAGCCCAGUUCGAUGGGAUCAUCGGGACAAAGAUUCUUCGAAACAAGCUCAGAAGGCGCUGUCAAAGCUCAUUGCCCGCUCUGUCGACGACAAGAAUGAACCCUGUCAAUUCUUCGUGAUCCAGCCAGUGGACGGAGCUGAGGAUCCAUGCACGAUUGAGGCGGUUGAAGGACUAACAGGCCAGGCAAAAUUCAGUAUGGAGCCUCUUUCUAUGAAAGUGUUGAAAUCCACACUGGAAAUUCUGUACACUGGAGAUGAAGAGAUCGUCUAUGACGCUGAAAAUGACAGCGUUGUCAUGGAGUCUCUUUUCGAUGAGGAUACAAUUGGAAGGAGUUGGAGCCCAGCCAGCUUCGUUCUUCGACCGGAUGCCACCGACUCCGAGGCAGCCAUGGCCCGGCGAUUCAUCCUAGCUCAGGUGGUGCGAGCAGACGUCUUGCAAGAUGACGAGUUGGACUUUGUCAAAACACUGGCUAAAUCAACAGAGCCAAAUAAUCACUGGGGUCCUCGGUAUGGCGAAGUAGCGCAAUUUCGAAAAGAGUUAUCCCUGCCGGCAAUCGUUCCCCCUGGCAAGCUCCGUCCCGUGGUCUUCCAUGAACCGAAGACGCCGCCUUCUACUCCUCGGAAAUCAGCUCACUCUAUGCCAAGAGAGCCUGACCAGACACCCCGUGAGCGAAGCUAUGUGCGACAGCCAAGCAUCUUCGACAUGGGUGUCUGGAGCCCAGCCUUUCCAAUCAACGCGCCGCCGGUGGAGGCCGUUCUGAGGACCGGGGUAGGCCGAGUUCCAAUGGUUACCAAGAACGUUCUCACCCCUAGUGAGCAGUGGGAACUACAGGACAAAGUCUGGAGCCUCUCCAAAGUCAACCUGGCCCGGCUCGCCGCGUGCCCGUAUCAGAAUUGCCGGUUCACAUAUCGCCAAGACGAGGACGAGACGCUUCUGGUGCAUCUGGAGAAGACCCAUGCCGAAGAGAAAUGCCCGUGGUGUGAUACCCAGCUCUUCAAGCACUGGUCCUACAGGCAGAAGGAAGAACACUAUAGAAAAUCGCACGCAGACCAGCUGCGAAAGGUGCUCCAGCUUCCUGAGAGACCCAAGUCGCAUCCACCCCAAAGCCAAAAGGCCAACUCCGAAAGGCUACGCAAUGGCCCUUCAGGGGCCACGAAAUCUCUUCCAACCUUUACAAUCACCGACCAAAUCAGACCUCCAGUUGGCCCGUUGCCUCAGCCAGGCCAGCCAGCGAAAGCCAGCGACAGGGAGAAAGGCUAUCAAUACUGUGAUCGUUGCGGUCGUGACCACAAAGAACUCAAGAGCUAUGAGGACCGAGAGCAUCAUGAUCGUGUUUGCGUCCCCUUGGCCGAGGGAGCUGGGCGAUGUACAUUUUGUAAACUCUGCGGAGACCGUGAGUGGAAGAUUGAGAUAGAUGCCACAAAUUUUGCACCUUUCGACACUUAUCCGCACAAGUGCCACGGCACUCUCCACGAAAACAAGCCACAUUGCACCAAGUGCGGAUUUUCGAUGAAGAAACUCUCCGACGAGAAAAUCGACAGGCAUCGCAAGUUCUGUGGGGGCUUCUACGGUACCCUGGGUUGUUUCUGUCCGUACUGCCAGAGAUCCUUUGUAAGCGAUGGAAAACAGGAGCCUAUUGAUGGCAUCAAAAAUCAUAUUACUGCUUGCCCUAAACAAGAGGGCGCCAAGCCAACACCGUGGGACAUCUAUUCAGAAGUCUUCUGGAAAGACACCGACAAGUCGGUCGACCCUCUCUUCGUGGGGGCGGCGGAGACCUCCGCGGCCUUGUUCAAACAACAGCAUCGUCCUCGCGCUUCUAGUCGCUAUCUUAGCCACCCUCUCAUAUGGCAUGAUAAGCCGGGACCGAUUCCUACGUCAGACCCACCUUCUGAGUGUCCUGCCGCCGGGUGCCGGGAACCUCUUUUCGGCCUGACGCCGUCCGAGGUUCUAGGACACUUUGAGAAGAAGCAUUUUGAGGAGCCCCUGAAACAGUGUCCGCUCUGCCAUCUGUCAUUCAAGAGGCCCAAAGAAGAUCGCGAGAAGCAUCCGGAGCUAGGGGAGUGGGAGGACAGGAAAGACCAGGUCUCCCACAUGGAGUGUCACGUCUUUCAACUUUGGGACAUUUUGACUGGCAGUACUCGGCCUCCCGCCAUGGUCAAUCAGGAACCCUUCAACCCGGGCCAUAGUCUCUGGGACCCCGAGAACGAGAGCGCACUGGAUCGACGUGACAAGCGCUGUCCGUACUUUGACCAGUGUGGCGCCAUGGUUGGCUUCAUGAACCAACUCCAGUGGAACGAGCAUUUGACGAAAGCGCACGCUAUCGAGCCCCUUGAGGCACAGGUUGUCCGAGACAUGGACGCUGAAAUUGCGGCUGCUCGCGAAGGAAGAAGACAGCAGAGAAUUCGCGAGGGAAAGAAUCCGAUUCCAGGUCUGGCGGCGCCCAAAGAUAUACGAGACAGGGAAUUGGGGCCAGUUGCAACAGACGAGACGCAGACAGGAACAGGUCCCAGUGUCCAGCCCAGUGGAGAUCAAGAGAAUGAUCCAGAGUCCCACAACGUUCAGCAAGAGGUACCCGGCCCCAAGAAUAGUACAGCGAGAGGACCAGAAAGCGGGAAUGCAGUUCGCGAAGGCCAUCGAGGCGGCCGGCCUCAUGACCAUGAGCCAGUUCUUUCACCUCCGCCUACAGGUUCCAAACCGCGCACAGCUACCGCUUUAGAAAAUGGACCUCAUCGAGGAGAAAAGCCGCCAAAGGGUCCGAAGGGCCCGAUAAAGAACCCUCCUAAAGAUCCUGAAAAAGAAACUACGGACCCCAACAGUGUCAAGGAAACGCCACAGACAGGUGGCAAAACGCCCACGGCUAAGUUUGUGCCGGCUGACGACAUGUACUGUUCACGGUGCUUGCGUCCGACUCCCAAGAGUAGCCCGAAUGGCGAACCUUCGAAACAAGAGCAGAUAGACGCACACUCGGAUCCGAGACGUAGCUGCCGAAUUCCAGCGAGACAAGGCCAGGUACAAAUUGACCGUGAAGACAAGGCCAUAUUGCCAAGCAAAGUCGGUUGGAUCACGCAAAAAGAAAUUGUUAAAGCGGGCGGUGUGACCAAACUCAGAAAAGCCUUUGUCAAAAAUAACCCAGGGUUGAAGACGACCAUAUACCCCACCGAUAACAGAUUUACGGAUAUGAGGAAUUUGUGGACGCGAGAUCCGAAUCAUCCCAAGAACGCAGAGAACUGGGGAUUGCGUUUUCGGCCCCGAACUGAUGAUGACAGCGAUGAGAGCGAGGAUGACGGCUUGCGGAACUACCAUCCAGAGAAUGAAGAACCUGGGGACGACGAUGAGAAAGAGGAAGAGGAUGAAGGGGGAGAGAAGAAGGUCGACGGAGGUGGCGAAGACAAUGGUGAGGAGGAGGAGGAGGAGGUGGAGGAGGAGGAGGAGGAGGAGGACAACGGCGAAGGCGGCUCCGGGAAUCGGGCUAAGCAGAAGCGGAAGCCGUAUCGUGGAUCUCUCACCUACGACCCGACAUACCGAGACCGUGGAGAAGAGGACGAUCUGAGCCAGACUAGCGACAGGGAGUUGGUAUCAGAGAGCGGGGACGAUGGAGCUGGUACUUCUGGUGGAUCUUCCGGUGCGAAGCGGAAGCGCGAGACUGCGGGGCCAUCAGGACAAGGCAGCAAGGGGAGCAAGGAUAAGACACAGGAGAGGCAUCGUAAGAAGGCCAAAAUGGGCGCGAGUUCUCAGGGGCGAUGA
This is a messenger RNA of Colletotrichum acutatum, 5409 nucleotides long. RefSeq lists its product as uncharacterized. The transcript has 5 exons. Bases 1 to 5409 code for a protein of 1802 amino acids. The record is from RefSeq and is a predicted model, not a curated record. Lineage: Eukaryota; Fungi; Ascomycota; Sordariomycetes; Glomerellales; Glomerellaceae.